Anas platyrhynchos (mallard) is the source of this 2389-nucleotide messenger RNA. It is a transcript of the gene PWWP2B, whose product is annotated as PWWP domain containing 2B. The record is from RefSeq and is a predicted model, not a curated record. Gene Ontology annotation, cellular component: nucleoplasm; nucleus. Lineage: Eukaryota; Metazoa; Chordata; Aves; Anseriformes; Anatidae.
UGACGCCAUCUUGCGGCGCGGCGCGGGGCCCGGCAGCAUGGCGGAGGCGGAGGCGGAGGCGGCGGCCGAGGCGGAGCGGGCGGGGGCGCCGCGGGUGGGCGCGUGGCUGGCGGUGCGCGUGGAGCAGGCGCUGGGCGACACCCUGCUCGUCACCCUCAGCUGCGGGCAGCGCCGCUUCGCGGGGGUGCUCAUCGACUGCGACAGCAAGUCUGGGCUCUUCUGUCUUCCGUCCUCCCUCCCGAAGCAAGAGGAGCCUCCUGCCAGCGCCUGCGCUAACGGGGUUGCCAACGGCGGAGACGCUGCGCGGGGCGAGACGGAGCCGCAGCCCGAUGCUGGGAAGCCCCCCAGGGGCAGCGGGGAUGAGCAAGUGCCCCCGCUCCUGCCCCCGCCCGGCACCAUCCCUCCCUACCCGCCCUACUUCGAGGGAGCUCCCUUUCCUCGCCCGCUGUGGCUGCGGCACACGUACAACCAGUGGGUACCACAGCCACCGCCGCGGACUAUAAAGAGGACGAGGAGGCGUUUGUCGCGGAACAGAGACCCGGGAAGGCUCAUCAUGAGCACCAUCAGGCUGCGGCCCAGGCAGGUGCUCUGUGAGAAGUGUAAAAACACCCUGAACCCCGAGGAGGAAAACACGGCGAGGCAGAACGCUAAAACGAGGAGGAAGCUGAACAGUCAGGACAAAGAGCAGAAAAAGCACAGUGACUCCGACUACGCGGAGAAAAGGAACAAAAGAGAAAAGAGAGAGGACGAGAAAUUUUCUGGGGAGCUAGUGCACCGAACACCGGUCAUAAAGAUAUCCUACAGUACUCCGCAAGGAAAAGGCGAGGUGGUAAAAAUCCCUUCCCGGGUCCACAGCUCAGUCAAACCGUUCUGCCCGGAGCGAGUACCGCAGAACGGAGAGGAGGACCAAGAGGAGAUCCCAGACUCUGAGCGAUGUCAAGAAACCAAAUGUUUAACGGACAAGUCGGCAGGCAGCCAGCUUGCUUCCAUUCCAAAGCUGAAGCUGACGCGGCCGGUGCAUUCCAGCGCGGAUGUUCCACCUCCAAAGAUAAGGCUGAAGCCCCAUCGCAUAAAUGACGGUCAGAACGUUUCAAUUUAUAAAGCAGAACUUAUUGAUGAAAUAAACGUCCUUCAGAACAGCAGGGAGACCAACCCUGCUGCCUUUUACAACGAGGAAUCCACAGACAGGGGGUUAGCUGAGAUCUCUUCAGGGAGUUCGGGAGAAGACGAUGACUUCAAAAGGUUUCCGCAGGGCAAAGAUGGACACGAUAACCUGGCUUUCCUCAUGAAUUACCGGAAAAGAAAAGCAGACUCUUCUAGUUUAUCGGUGUGUAGUAACGACAGUCUAGAUGAAUCCAAGUCCUCUAGUUCAGAAGUAACAUCACCAGAAAUAUGUGACUUUUUGCCUGGUGAUGACGCGUCUGUCUCUUCAUCUUCAAAAGAUGAGCGUAAAAUUGUGCCCCCCUUAACAGUUAGGCUGCAUACCCAGAGCGUGUCUAAAUGCGUCACCGAGGAUGGAAGAACUGUUUCAGUGGGGGACAUUGUUUGGGGUAAAAUUCACGGAUUUCCGUGGUGGCCGGCACGUGUUCUUGACAUAAACCUUAGCCAGAAGGAAAACGGGGAACCUUCAUGGCGAGAAGCGAAAGUGUCAUGGUUUGGUUCUCCAACGACUUCGUUCUUAUCUGUUUCAAAACUCUCUCCUUUCUCUGAGUUUUUCAAACUGAGAUUUAAUCGCAAGAAGAAAGGGAUGUAUCGGAAAGCUAUCACAGAAGCUGCGAAGGCAGUAGAGCAUCUGACUCCAGAAAUAAGAGAUCUCUUAACACAGUUUGAAACAUAACUUUGUCGCCAGUAUCAGGUAACAGAAGAUAAGAGCACAGCUGUUCUCCUAGAGUGUCACGAAGUCUGUAAACAUCCUGACUUGCUCCCCAGGAGAAUCUGGAGGUUGCCACGCGCAGACAGGAGGACGGGUUUCCUUGUCAGAUUGCUCUGCUUACCAUCGUGAAAGGUGACAGGCACUGGGACGUGGAGCUAGGCGGCUCUUCUGGCGUGAGGCUGGCAGGAAAGGUCUUAAGGAUCCCUUAACCUAAGAUGAGAAUUUGACAAGUCAUACAGCAAUGAAGUAGGAGAACAGCAAAAACCACAACUUGGAAUGUAUUUAUUACCUAAAAGUUAGCUAUUCUUGAUAAAACCCCCAAAAUUAUUGCUGCUGCUUUAUUUUACUUACAGAUUUCACAAACUUGUUAAUUUUAAAGCUACCAAACUUUUACUCAAUACUGUAUUCUGAGAAAUGUAAUUGGAGCAGGACAUGCAAUAGAAUGGAAUCAUUGUAGUGUCUUAAGUACAAUGGACUCACUUUUGUGUCUAUUAAAACUUGGAAAAUGUGCAACAC